Otolemur garnettii (small-eared galago) is the source of this 2463-nucleotide messenger RNA. RefSeq names its product solute carrier family 22 member 3 (gene SLC22A3). Gene Ontology annotation, molecular function: transmembrane transporter activity. Gene Ontology annotation, cellular component: membrane. The coding region runs from base 1 to 1293 and encodes 430 amino acids. Gene Ontology annotation, biological process: transmembrane transport. The transcript is spliced from 11 exons. The record is from RefSeq and is a predicted model, not a curated record. Lineage: Eukaryota; Metazoa; Chordata; Mammalia; Primates; Galagidae.
AUGAGUCAUGAGGACCUAAGGUCUCCACAUGUCUUUUCUUUGCUUUCCCAGUUUGACCUCGUCUGUGUCAACGCGUGGCUGCUGGAUUUCACCCAAGCCAUCCUGAACCUCGGCUUCCUGGCGGGGGCCUUCACCUUAGGCUAUGCAGCAGACAGGUAUGGCAGGAUCAUCGUUUACUUAAUAUCCUGUCUUGGCGUUGGCAUCACGGGCAUUGUGGUGGCCUUUGCACCAAAUUUCCCUGUGUUUGUGAUCUUCCGCUUCCUGCAAGGUGUGUUUGGAAAGGGGACAUGGAUGACUUGCUACGUGAUUGUGACAGAAAUAGUAGGUUCAAAACAAAGGAGGAUUGUGGGAAUAGUGAUUCAAAUGUUCUUCACCCUUGGAAUCAUAAUUCUCCCUGGAAUUGCCUACUUUAUCCCCAAUUGGCAAGGGAUCCAGCUAGCCAUAACGCUGCCCAACUUUCUCUUCCUCCUUUAUUACUGGGUGGUUCCUGAAUCUCCCCGUUGGCUGAUUACGCGGAAGAAAGGAGAUAAAGCGUUAAAAAUUCUGAGAAGCAUUGCUAAGUGCAAUGGGAAAUACCUCUCACCAAAUUACUCAGAGAUCACUGUUACAGAUGAGGAAGUUAGUAAUCCAUCCAUUUUAGAUCUGGUGAGAACUCCCCAAAUGAGGAAGUGCACACUUAUACUCAUGUUUGCUUGGUUCACAAGUGCAGUGGUCUACCAAGGGCUCGUCAUGCGCCUGGGAAUUAUAGGAGGCAACCUCUACAUAGACUUUUUCAUCUCAGGAGUCGUGGAACUGCCAGGAGCUCUCUUGAUCUUACUAACCAUCGAGCGUGUUGGACGGCGCCUCCCCUUUGCAGCAAGCAAUAUAGUGGCUGGGGUGGCGUGCCUUGUCACUGCAUUCUUACCAGAAGGGAUACCAUGGUUGAGGACCACAGUUGCUACCCUGGGAAGACUAGGGAUAACCAUGGCCUUUGAAAUUGUGUAUUUGGUAAAUUCAGAAUUGUACCCAACAACAUUACGAAACUUUGGAGUUUCACUGUGUUCAGGUUUGUGUGAUUUGGGGGGAAUCAUAGCCCCCUUUCUGCUUUUCCGGCUGGCAGCCGUGUGGCUGGAACUACCUCUGAUAAUCUUUGGUGUCCUGGCUUCUCUCUGUGGUGGCCUCGUGAUGCUCCUGCCUGAAACCAAGGGUAUUGCUUUGCCAGAAACCGUGGAUGAUGUAGAGAAGCUGGGCAGAGCAUAUUCCUAUAAAUGUGGCAGGAAAAAGAAAACCCAGGUUUCCAACUCUCACCUGUGAGGCCCCUGCCAAAGAUGGAAGGAGGCUGCUCAGGGCAGUCCUCCCUGCAAAGCUGUGCCUGAUGCAGGCGUGCGUGUCCCCUGCAGCCACGUGAGGCCAUGCUGCUCCGACUGUGUUUAAUACGGUAUAAAGACAUUCAAGCCACCCAGAGUAUUUUUACAUAGUGUUGAUGAGUUAGGAUUGAUAAUGCUGCUGACGUUUCUGGGAACACAGAAGACGUGGCUGGUUUGACACAGAGCCUGGUGGGCACAGUCCUUUCUGGAGCCUUUCUUGUGGUGGAGCAGUGGCCUCUGACCCAUUCUGUUAAAGAAAGAUGAGAGAACAACUUCCCCCCUCACCCCGAAUUCUCAUGAAAAUUCCAUCAAGAAUGCAGGAUAUACAAACCAAGGAUUUGGGAUAAAUGUACAGAAAUCUGCUCAUCGAGCCAGGAGUGCUGGCAGGCACCUGUAGUCCCAGCUACUUGGGAGGCUGAGGCUGGAGGAUCGCUUGAGCCCAAGAGUUUGGGGCUACAGUGAGCUGUGAUUGUGCCAUUAUGAUCGUUCCAGCCUGGACUAUAGAAGGGGACCCUGACUCUAAAUUAAUUAACUCAUUAAUUAUUUUUUAAAAAGCGUUCCUCAAAUCUGAACAAAUGACUGAGCAUUCUGAAGAUUCUAAGGAGGAUGAAGAUUUGGAAAUCUGGUUAACAGAGACUGAACUUCAGGAGCAUGGGCCCCAGGCAUGCUGGGCCUGUGUGUUUUCUGCCUGCCUGGAGUCCCACUAGCCUGCAGAACUGACAGCUCAAUCAUCCUUCUCAACCAUUUCCUCUGUAGCAUCUGGGGUUCCAGGCAUGGUUUAGACUUCAGUCCCUCAGUAAGAACAAAUCUGCUGUGCAAUUUGAGGAUUUGGUUCUGUUAUUUAUAAAAUUGGGUUUUGAUCCUGAGAUUACCACAUAUCGGGAUAUUUUUGGUACUCCCCUUAGUAGGCACCUUAGAGACACAAGAAUCCAUUCUUUACUGAGCAAACCUGUGGAUCACGACUUCAUAGGUCUUAGGGUUUUACAAGUAAAGGCAUAAUUAUCUCACGUUCUGAAUUCAGUUCUGAUGGCCCCUGUGGUCAAGAGUGAACAUGUGAACAGUUCUCAUUCAAUCUUAGCACUUCUGUCUCUGCAAAAAGCUUACAUUUUAAUUUAAA